CUUCACUUUCACUUAGUGUCUCUCCACUAUCUUGUCUUGUUUCGCCUUUAAUUCUAUUCCUCUCCUCUGGCUCUCAUUUAUAAUCUUCACUCCAAAUGCACCUUUCUUUGUACUCCCAUCACUUUCUCUUCGAUAUGGUAUUUACUUUAAUCCGAUUCGAAUAUUGUAACUAUGAAAAACAAAAUGAAUAGUAAAAAUAUCCGUUUCGUAUCCAAGCCUAUUUUUAAAAGACACGUUUGUAUAACUCUCUCUAUAUAUAGAAAGGAACCACGAAGCUCUUUCAAGAGAGUUCUAUUCUUGUCUGAAAACUAGUUCCCUAUAUUUCUUCUUUCUUCACACACAUAUUCUCCAAUUCUUACAUAAAUAUCAAAUAAACCAAACUUGAAACUUGUUGUGCUUAAGAUGACGAAGAAAUCACUGACAAUGUUUCUUUUUAUACUUCUGCAAUUUCUGCUCGUAAACUCUCUAUCUUCAAAGCAUUCAUCACCCAAACCAAAACCAGAUGCAGAAAUCACUAUAAUGGGUUUUGUUUACUGCGAUGUUUGCUCCAAAAACAGUUUCUCUAAACACAGUUACUUCAUGUCCGGUGUGGAAGUGAGGAUAGUCUGCCGAUUCAAAGCAGCUUCGUCAACAACGACAGAGACUAUAACAUUCUCUGCAAACAGAACCACCAACGAGUUUGGACUGUACAAGGUAGCCAUAUCUUCUCUAGAUUGUGCUGAUGUGGACAGUCUCGCGAGUUCUUGUCAAGCGAGUUUGAUUGGAAGAAAAAACUUCUCCGAUUCUUCUUGCAACAUUCCUGGUUAUAGAACCACUACGGAUCAGGUCUUGUUUAAGUCUCAACAGUCUAAUUCCUGUGUUUAUGGAUUCAAUGCUUUGAAUUUCAGACCGUUCAAGAGGGAUCUUGCCUUGUGUGGCAAGAAAUAAGGUUUUUAGAACUACAAAUUAUCAUUCACUAUUAUUGAAACUCUCUGUUUGCUUUCUACUCAAAUAUAUAUAUAUGUCUUUCGUCUUGUUCUCGACCAUUGGCUUUGGUUAAAAACAAAAUUUGAAUUUUUAUUUCGUAUGCUGUAAACUAUUAGUAUGAAAAAUAAGGAAAAUGAAUCACUUUUUAUUUCACAACGUAAUGAACAGAGGAAAAUUUUGGCGAAUGCUAGAAAACACACCAAAAUUUUACGAACAAAUUUACACAAUUUCUCCUAAAACGUCCGGAAAAAUUGCACGACUGUUACUAGUUUUAAAGCACGAGUUACCAGGUCACCUGUUUUCGUUAGACUGAUAAUUCAUAUUUCUACAGCAAAUUUAGUAUAUCAAUCUGUG
Molecule: messenger RNA, 1320 nt
Organism: Arabidopsis thaliana (thale cress)
Lineage: Eukaryota; Viridiplantae; Streptophyta; Magnoliopsida; Brassicales; Brassicaceae
Product: Pollen Ole e 1 allergen and extensin family protein
Exons: 2
Coding region: 403-927 (174 amino acids)
Source: RefSeq, marked reviewed